AUGCGUUGGCCGAAGACUGAACAAUUACGGCCUGCAGGCGAAAGAGCUCCAGGUUCGAGCGACCUCAGGCCACGAAAUGAGCAGCUUGAAAGCAAAGUCGAAACCGAGCAUGACCAUUACUCAAGUUUGAAAGUAAUCUUGCCUGUGGUUCUCUCGUUAUGCUUGGCAGUCUUUCUCACUGCCCUUGAUCGAACGAUUAUCGGUGUCGCAAUACCAGCGAUUUCCAACGAUUUCCAAUCUUUCGACGACAUUGCGUGGUACGAAAGUGGAUAUCUACUUACAUUUGCUGCAUUGCAACUACCAAUAGGCAAAUUAUUUACUUUCUUUCCUGCCAAAUGGACCUUUAUCCUACUUGUAGCGGUGUUCGAGAUCGGUUCUAUCAUCUGCGCAACUGCUCCAAACUCCACAACAUUCAUAAUUGGCCGAGCCAUCGCAGGAAUAGGCAGCGCAGGAAAUGUCACUGGUGCAAAUGUUAUCCUUGCAGAUCUCUUACCGCUCGAGAAGAGACCUAAAUACCAAGGCUUCAUUGGUGCAACGUUCGGCCUUGCAUCCAUCGCUGGGCCUCUCCUUGGUGGUGUGUUCGCAUCUGAAGUGUCGUGGCGAUGGUGCUUCUGGAUCAAUGCACCAAUUGGUGGAGUUGCACUUGUUGUACUGAUCUUGCUCGUACCUAGCAAACCGCCGGCACGAGAGCAGUCAGGAAAGUCUCUUCAGGAACGGUUGAAAGCCUAUGAUCCUAUUGGAACUGUACUCCUGGUAACGGGUUUGGUUUUACUACUACUUGCUCUCCAGUGGGGUAGCAAUGAGUCAGGCUGGAGCUCUACUCGGGUUAUUGUGACGCUCGUCAUUGGAAUUGUGCUCAUACUAGCCUUUCUCAUUUCCCAAGCGUGGAUCGGGGAGAAUGGGACAUUGCCGCCAAGGAUCAUCUGCAAGAGAAGCAUUGCAGCGGGCGCGGCAGUAUCAUUGGGGUUUGGCUCGACGCUCAUUAUCGGGCUUUCUGCCAUUGACGCUGGAAUACGAAUGAUCGGCUAUUUCCUUAUCACGGCUGUUUCCGUGAUCGGUUCCGGUAUCAUUGUCUCGAAGACCGGGUAUUAUACUCCCUGGCUUAUUCUUGGGACAGCGCUGUUGGUUGUUGGCUGUGGUCUUCUCACUACAUUCAGAGUCAGCACGAGCACAACAACAUCCACGGGGUUUCAGAUCAUCACUGGUGCUGGCAUGGGCAUGAGUUUGGCACAAUGCAACAACGCAGCGCAAACGGUACUUUCUCGCGAAGAUAUACCCAUGGGCAUUACCAUCAUCAACUUUGGCAACUUCAUCGGUGGUACUGUCUUUGUUAGUAUCUGCCAGGGCAUCUUAUCUAGUACACUUCGAACCCAACUUGGACAGCAAAUUCCAGACUUGGAUCUGUCCUCGAUCUCGACAGCUGGAGCAACUGAACUGUCGAAGCUUGUACCGUCGAGCCAACUUCCGAUCUUACAGGCUGCAUACAAUAAGGGUAUCAAUAACGUCUUCUAUUGUGCGUUGGGUGUAUCAUCUUCUGCAUUCGUAGCGUCGUGGUUUGUGGAAUGGAGGUCUGUUAAAAGUAGCCAAGUUGUUAAUGAGGAUUAGUCGUAGCAUAUGCGACUAGAAGAAUGGCAAAUACAUAUAAAAGGGUGGGGAGGUUUUCGUUUGCUAGGGUUUUUCGUUUGCUUGGGACGG
Messenger RNA from Mytilinidion resinicola, 1695 nucleotides. Its product is annotated as putative MFS multidrug transporter. The record is from RefSeq and is a predicted model, not a curated record. Gene Ontology annotation, biological process: transmembrane transport. The coding region runs from base 1 to 1605 and encodes 534 amino acids. Gene Ontology annotation, molecular function: transmembrane transporter activity. The transcript has 5 exons. NCBI's taxonomy places the organism in Eukaryota, Fungi, Ascomycota, Dothideomycetes, Mytilinidiales, Mytilinidiaceae.